This is a messenger RNA of Myotis davidii, 1412 nucleotides long. It is a transcript of the gene SYNGR2, whose product is annotated as synaptogyrin 2. The transcript is spliced from 5 exons. Bases 1 to 672 code for a protein of 223 amino acids. The record is from RefSeq and is a predicted model, not a curated record. Gene Ontology annotation, cellular component: synaptic vesicle membrane; neuromuscular junction. NCBI's taxonomy places the organism in Eukaryota, Metazoa, Chordata, Mammalia, Chiroptera, Vespertilionidae.
AUGGGGAGGGGGCAGGCAGGCCGGCGGGGCGGGAGGCCUGGCCCGGCCCGGAGGGAGCCAGGUGUCCACACAGCCCUGCAUCUGCUGAGAUGGGCGGUCUUCGCCCUGAUAGUGUUCUCCUGCAUCUUCGGCGAGGGCUACAGCAACACGCACGAGUCGAACCAGAGGUACUGCGUCUUCAACCGCAACGAAGACGCCUGCCGCUACGGCAGUGCCAUCGGCGUGCUGGCCUUCCUGGCCUGCGCCUUCUUCUUCGUGGUCGACGUGUACUUCCCCCAGAUCAGCAACGCCGUGGACCGCAAGUACCUGGUCAUCGGCGACCUGCUCUUCUCAGCUCUCUGGACCUUCCUGUGGUUCGUGGGUUUCUGCUUCCUUACCAACCAGUGGGCAGCCACCGACCCGAAGGAUGUGCUGCUGGGAGCGGACUCAGCCCGAGCGGCCAUCACCUUCAGCUUUUUUUCCAUCUUCUCCUGGGGCCUGCUGGCCGCCCUGGCCUACCAGCGCUACAAGGCCGGGGUGGACGACUUUAUGCAGAACUACGCGGACCCCACGCCCGACCCCAGCACGGCCUACGCCUCCUACCCGGGCCCGCCGGUGGACAGCUACCAGCAGCCUCCUUUCACUCAGAACGCCGAGGCCACCGAGGGUUACCAGCCUCCCGUUGUGUACUGAGCCGCCUGAGCCGCCGCAGGGGAUGGUAACGGGGCAGGGAGGGUGCCUGGAGGGCCACCCCUGGGUCCUGGACUCCUCUCGCCCGCAAGGCGUGCCUCCAGGGGCUGCUGGCCCCUCUGGUCCCACUGGGCCGGUGGGAACCCAGGCAAAGCUGGACAGCCCCUGCCUCCCGUGCCAGAGUGCCCAGGCCCCAGGCAGCACCCACCUCCUCAGGGCAUUUUUAAAGAAGAGUUUUUAGCUAGACACUCGUCACUGCUUCUAAUGGUCCCCAGCCCCGCCCGGUAGCUCGAAGUGCCGCCAUGCUGUUCUGAUAAGUGCCUUUGUUUUCCUAAGCCCACAGGGAGCCGGGCCCCAGCCCAGGCCCGCGUGGCCACAGAGAGUUGGGGUUCUCUGCCAAAGAUGAGGCCGGGGGGCUCCCACUUGCCGGUGCUGGUGUGGGGCUGGCGCUCCCUUCCUCCUCACUCAGGUCUGCCCGCCUCUGCCUCAGUGCCCAACUCAGUGCCCUCUCCGCUCCCAGAGGCUUCUGGGAACUGUCCCUCACUGGUGCCCUCCCCUGCCUGCCCUGAGGCGGCAGCCCUCUGGCUGCUACGGGGUCUGCUUGCUUGGCUGGGGUCACUCCCCUGUGCCGGUGCCUCCGGGCCUUCCCCCUGCCAGCCACGGGGCAGGGCUGGUGCCCAUCCAGAGGCCACUGGGCAGCACUUCCUGCCCCUGCUCCUACCACCCCCCCGCCCCUCCCCACA